AUGAAAGGCCGACCGUGGCUAGAUUUAACUGAAGCAGUGAAACAAUUUUUGAAACAACGUCAAGAUCUUGGUACAGAGGAUCGUAUUACAGCUAUUAAAUUCACCCAUAAAGCAGUUACUGAAUAUUUUGAUCAAGAAGUGAAAGAUGUCAAUGUGGACAGUAUCGCCUAUCACGGAGGGCGUACAGAUUUUAGCAUAGCAUUUGCAGAAGUGAAUCAGUGCAUUACAAGAUCUAAAACUGCUGCUUCAAAAUAUGCCAUUAUUUUUAUGAGUGACGGCUUGGCACCAUUUCCUGAAGCAGAACUUCAAACUUUGGUCGAAUUACAUGGUAAUGUCAUCAAGAAAUUUUGGACAUUGGCAUUAGGACA
Didymodactylos carnosus is the source of this 368-nucleotide messenger RNA. The record is from the annotation of a GenBank genome assembly. Lineage: Eukaryota; Metazoa; Rotifera; Eurotatoria; Philodinida; Philodinidae.